Messenger RNA from Dioscorea cayenensis subsp. rotundata (Guinea yam), 972 nucleotides. RefSeq lists its product as uncharacterized. The record is from RefSeq and is a predicted model, not a curated record. The transcript has a single exon. NCBI's taxonomy places the organism in Eukaryota, Viridiplantae, Streptophyta, Magnoliopsida, Dioscoreales, Dioscoreaceae. Gene Ontology annotation, molecular function: zinc ion binding; nucleic acid binding. Bases 1 to 972 code for a protein of 323 amino acids.
AUGCGCAGUCUUGGUGAAAAGAUGAGUGAUGUUGUUGUCAUUAAAAAGAUUGUACGCUCCAUGUCCUCCAAAUUUGAUUAUGUAGUUUGCUCCAUUAAAGAGUCUCAUGAUCUUGAUUCUAUGAGUAUUGACGAAUUACAAAGCAGUCUUCAAAUCUAUGAACAACGUAUGCAUGGACAUGCGAUCGAAGAGCAAGCACUGAAGAUUGCUCAUGUGGAUAAUUCUGGUGGUUCUAGAUAUGGUCAAAGCACCCCACAUGGAAGAGGAAGAGGUCGCUACCGACGAGGUAUGAACAAAGCUCUUGUUGAAUGUUAUUACUGUCAUGAUCUUGGCCAUUUUUUGUUUGAGUGCCCUAAGAAAAAUAAGGAACCUAAGGAUGAGAAGGAGACAAAGGCUCAUUUUGCAGAAACAAGUGAAGAAAUGCUCCUUAUGGCCUAUACUGAUGCUGACACAACAAUUGGUGAGACUUCAUGGUUCCUAGAUUCUGGAUGUAGCAAUCACAUGUGUGGACGAAAGGAGUUAUUCUCACACUUGGAUGAAACAUUUCGCAAGUCGGUCAAGCUGGGCAACAAUUACAGUCUUUGUGUGAUGUGCAAAGGACAAAUCCAUAUAACUAUCAAUAAUGUUACUCAAAUUCUUACAGAAGAGUUCUAUGUGCCUGAUCUAUGCAACAAUCUUUUGAGUAUCGGUCAAUUGCAGGAAAAAUGCCUUGUAAUCUUAGUUCAACACAACAAGUGCAAAAUCUACCAUCCAGAUAGAGGGCUUAUUAUCGAAACUACUAUGUCUCUCAACCGGAUGUUCAUUCUCUUAGCUACCAUCAAAUGUCCAGUACAGAAUUGUUUCCAAAUUCUUUCUCAAAAUCCAGAUCAUCUUUGGCAUUGUCGUUAUGGCCUUUUGAGUCUUGAUGGACUCAAAACUCUUCACACCAAACAGAUGGUUCAUUUAUUACCCCAACUGAAGAACUCCAGCUAA